AUGUCUCAAGGUUCUCCACAGGUUUUGUUUGAGGACGCUAAGGCCUAUUUGCAAACAACAAAUGAAAAUGGAAAAUCCAUUUAUGAUAUGUUAAUAGAUAUUGUUUCAUAUUUACAGGAUCAUAAGGAUGCUAAGGAAAUUAAUUUAAAAAAACUUGUUGAACAAUUAUCCGAAGAUGGAUUUAAAUAUGGAGAACGAUCAGGAUUUGAUGAAUUAUGGAAAUUAUCUAAACCUAAUCCCGAGUCAUGCAAUAAAGCUAGAGAAAUAGUGGAGGUUCUUUCAAAACAACAAAAUGUAAUGAAGGAAGAAUUCUCAAAGAGAAAAAAAGCAAUUGAAGAAUUGAAUGUAAAGAAAGAUGGUGAUGAUGAUAAUCAAGAUGAUCCAGUAGAAGAAAAUCCAGAUAUUAUGUAUUUGUACAGUAACGAAGAUGGUGUUUCUAAUUUGAUUGAGGAUUUUUAUGCUUUAGAAUUAGUAGGAGUAGGUUUGCCACAUGAGGAAAUUGCGAAACUUUCAGUUGCUAUUCAAAAUUUGAAAUCAUCAAAGUCUUUACGGUAUUUAAGAUUUGUAGGAAAAAUACUAGGAAUUGAAUCGCAUUACUAUGUUGUUGAAAGUAAUUACUACUUUAAAGAAAAAGUUCCACAAGAUAAAAUUCAUGAAAGUGGAGGUAAAGCUGGUUUAAAUAGAUUUACAUAUUGGGUAUUGAGAUCUAAGGAUUCAUUGACUAAUUUUGUAAAUUUACCUGAUGUAACACCUCAACAAAUUAAUGCUGCAAGAAAUAUUUCAAAAUUAUUUACAGGUAAUUUAGAAAAGGAAAUUAUUUCAUAUCCUCCAUUCCCAGGUAAUGAAGCAAAUUACUUGAGAGCUCAAAUAGCAAGAAUUGUGCAUUCAACAACUAUUGCACCAUUUGAUCUAUUUGAAGAGAGAGAAGUAACAGAAGCCAAUGACGAAGAUGAUGACGAUUCAAAUGAAAAGAAGAAGAAGAAUGAAAUUAAAUAUAAGGAAGUAUUACCUCCACCAGUUAAAACCAAAGCAUUUGAAUUGAAAGAUCCAGAAGGAAUGAAAUCACUUGAACAUUGGGUUCAUCUCUAUCCAGGUAUUUUGAAAUCAGGAUUUAUUACUAAGGAACCACUUCCUGGUGAUCAAGAACCAGCUGAUCCAGAGGAUGAUAAAGAUCCAGAAGUACCAAGUUUCAAAUUAUUACAGGAAGAUGAUGGUCUCAAAAAAUGUAAAGAGGCAGGAGCUUCACCAAAGAAAAAGUCAGAAGAUGAUGAUAAUGAUGACGAUGGAGAAAAUAAGGAAGCAAAACUUUCAUGUUGGAAAGUUAGUUUCAGUAAUGUGAGAAAACAGACAUGUCAUCACAAAUCAUUCAAAGUGGUUAUGCUUAGUAGUUUGAGAUGGCAAGGUGCUCACACAUUUUAUAGAAAUAUUGGACCAAUUUGUCAUUUUGGUAAUGUGUACAUUGGAUAUGGUAUUAAGAAUACUGGUAUUCCUUACACUCCAAUUCUUCCUUCAAAGGUUGUUGAAGAUGUUAAAGAACCAGUUGACCAAGUGGAUCCAAAACCAAAUGAUGCUAAGAGAAUGUUACAAGGUCUUGAACCAACUAGUGAAGAUAAACCAGAGGAUGAUAAUCCAAAUGACGACGAAGAUGGAGGUAAUGAUAAUGAUCCUGAAGAAGAGGAUGAUGAAUAA
Messenger RNA from Naegleria gruberi, 1689 nucleotides. RefSeq lists its product as uncharacterized. Gene Ontology annotation, biological process: axoneme assembly; cilium movement involved in cell motility; cilium assembly. The coding region runs from base 1 to 1689 and encodes 562 amino acids. Gene Ontology annotation, cellular component: radial spoke; axoneme. Lineage: Eukaryota; Heterolobosea; Eutetramitea; Acrasida; Naegleriidae. The transcript has a single exon. The record is from RefSeq and is a predicted model, not a curated record.